CAAAACAAAAUCCAGCGCUGAAGGCUAAAUAAGCGCAUAUGUCAUAUCGCAUAUGUCAUAUUUCGAGAUUUCUUUUCCAUAGGUACUGUAUGUAACAGCACUAUAACUAGCUGGACUAUUAUUCCGUCAAGUUCCAGUUGACUAUCUAUGCAUACGACUAAGCUAAUGUUAAUUUUACGUCUUAUAGGUUGUAACUUUGAUUAUGGAUUGUGUUCUAACUGGUCACAAAAUUAUUACCACGAUGACUUUAACUGGACUAACAAGUACGGUUCGACACCUUCCUACAACACCGGGCCUUUCUCUGACCACACCGGAUACGGUUACUACAUGUAUAUCGAAACGUCAGCACCUCGACAAUAUGGGGAAAACGCCAAACUGGAAUUUUCAGUGUCGAGCUCUGACAUUGGGAAGUUGUCCUGCCUGAGGUUUUAUUAUCACAUGUAUGGGGAAACAAUAAACACACUCAAUGUCUACAAUGGCAAUACGGAAAUCUUUACUAAAUCGGGGAACCAAGGAAAUGUAUGGUUGUUUGCGAAAGUUACCGUGACUUUACAAAGCGAAAUUACGUUCGAGGGGAUUUGUGGAUACUCCUUCACAGGCGACAUUGCUAUUGAUGACGUAUCCAUUGUCGAUGGAAUCUGUCAAGGUACAUCUCGAAUUGUUGUCAGUUGUUUACCUUGGCUGUCUACAUCGGCAUCAUUUAUCAAUGCAUCGUUGUUCCUUUUUUGGAUCCGCAAGCCGAUGGCCGAGUGA
This is a messenger RNA of Orbicella faveolata, 753 nucleotides long. RefSeq lists its product as uncharacterized. The record is from RefSeq and is a predicted model, not a curated record. Gene Ontology annotation, molecular function: serine-type endopeptidase activity; protein binding. Gene Ontology annotation, cellular component: membrane. Gene Ontology annotation, biological process: proteolysis. Lineage: Eukaryota; Metazoa; Cnidaria; Anthozoa; Scleractinia; Merulinidae.